Molecule: messenger RNA, 1186 nt
Organism: Telopea speciosissima
Lineage: Eukaryota; Viridiplantae; Streptophyta; Magnoliopsida; Proteales; Proteaceae
Product: novel plant SNARE 11-like
Exons: 10
Coding region: 370-1152 (260 amino acids)
Biological process (GO): retrograde vesicle-mediated transport, Golgi to endoplasmic reticulum; vesicle fusion
Cellular component (GO): SNARE complex; late endosome membrane; endoplasmic reticulum membrane
Molecular function (GO): SNAP receptor activity; SNARE binding
Source: RefSeq, a predicted model, not a curated record
CCGCAAAGAGUACCGGGAAAGCCGAAAAAAGCCCUAGAUUUGGGCUUCCCCGGUCGAUCUAACUCUGUUAUACGACCUGCAUUCAUCGGAUCCGAUCAUAUAUUUACGUUUUUCUUCGAUUUGAAUCGGUUCUGCAUUGAUACUUCGGUGCCUGAAAUCAUUUUUUUUUGUUCAGUUUGAAAGCCAGAGAUCGUUACUAUUGUUGAACCAAUUUUGAAAACUUGUUUACGGAGACUUGCCGAAGAUCUGCAUUUUGAAAACUUUUGAUGCUUUGAUAUCCAAGAUCUGUUAUUCGACUGGAAAGCGCGGCUUUUUCCUUUUUUUAAAUCGUGAAACAAGACUAUUGCUUCUGGAAUAUCGUUAUUUGAGAUGGAUUCGUUGUCUGCAAUCAGUGAGGAGCUAGCUGAAAUCGAUGGACAGAUUAGUGAUAUUUUCCGGGCUCUAUCAAAUGGAUUUCAGAAAUUGGAGAAGAUUAAGGACCCUAACAGGCAAAGUAGGCAAUUGGAAGAACUUACAGAAAAGAUGCGGGAAUGUAAGAGGCUUAUCAAAGAGUUUGAUAGAGGACUGAAGGAAGGAGAAAGUAGAAAUAGUCCGGACGACAACAGGAUGCUCACUGACAAAAAACAGUCAAUGAUCAAGGAAUUGAAUUCCUAUGUUGCUCUAAAAAAACAAUAUGCAAGCAAUAUGGAAAACAACAAGCGAGUUGAUCUCUUUGAUGGGCCUGGGUGUGAUGAAGAGAAUGUUUUAUUGGCUUCUUCUAUGUCUAAUCAACAAUUAAUAGAUAGAGGAAACCAUAUGAUGGAUGAUACUGAUCAGGCCAUUGAGCGCUCAAAGCAGGUUGUUCAACAAACAAUCAAUGUUGGAGCUGAGACGGCAGCUGCUCUCAAGGAACAGACAGAACAAAUGAGUAGGAUUGUCAAUGAGCUGGACUCGAUCCACUUCUCUAUCAAGAAGGCAUCUAAACUGGUUAAGGAAAUUGGUAGGCAGGUUGCAACUGACAAGUGUAUAAUGGCCAUGCUUGUCCUGAUUGUCAUUGGCGUCAUAGCCAUCAUCAUUGUGAAGCUUGUGAACCCUAAUAACAAGGACAUUCGGAAUAUUCCUGGGCUUGCCCCACCAGCUCCUGCACGGAAACUUCUUUGGGAUCUGAAUUAGCGUACAGAAAGAGAACCAUCUCAUGCGACUGUUG